Molecule: messenger RNA, 612 nt
Organism: Diatraea saccharalis (sugarcane borer)
Lineage: Eukaryota; Metazoa; Arthropoda; Insecta; Lepidoptera; Crambidae
Source: the annotation of a GenBank genome assembly
AUAUUAUAAUGAGGUAUAAAAUAUUAUAUUAUACAAUUUAGGAAUAUUGUUUUUCAGGCAAGCCAGUUCAGAAUAACUGAUCAAGUAUUUUUUGAUAUUCAUAAUGAAGACAAAUUUUUGGGACGUGUUGUGAUUGGUCUGUUUGGUGACUUGGCACCAAAAGCUGUAAAGAACUUUAAAGUACUAGCAACAGAAGGUGUUCAAGGAAUGUCAUAUAAAGGAACAUCUUUUAAUCGUAUCAUCAAAAGAUUUAUGAUACAAGGGGGUGAUGUCGUAUUUGAUGACGGUACAGGGUCUGUAAGUAUAUAUGGAGAAACAUUUCCUGAUGAGAAUUUAGAUACAGAACACAGUGUAGCAGGUUUUGUGUCAAUGGCAAACAGAGGAAAGAACACUAAUGGAUGCCAAUUCCUAAUAACAACAACAGGCACUCCUUGGUUAGAUAAUCUACAUACAGUUAUAGGGAAGGUUGUAGAAGGCCAGAAUAUCAUACAUUUAGUGGAACAUACUCCAACUGAUGCAAAUGAUCGUCCCACAAAAAGGGUAUAUAUUGCUGACAGUGGUAUAGUACCCACACCCCAAGCUUUUUAUAUAUCAGAUGAUCCAUAUGAGUAA